AUGAAGUUGGAGCGAUGGCUUUAGGGAAAUACUCUAGAGUUGAUGCUAGGAAAUCGUCAUCGGGCUAUUGUUCCACAGUCACGAUUGUGGUUUUUGUAGCCCUAUGUCUAGUUGGGGUAUGGAUGAUGAUGUCUUCCUCUGUAGCCCCUGGUGAGACUACUGAUGUUUCACAGGAGAAUAAAAGUGAGGAGAGAACACCUGCAACUGAUAUCAGUGCAAAGAACAACAACGAUGAGGCCAACAAUGAGGAGACCAACACUGAUAAUACUCCAACUGAUGAGGGAAAACAAAAGCAGUUUGAGGAUAACCCUGGGGAUUUGCCCGAGGAUGCAACCAAAGGGGAUGCAAAUGCAAAUCAGGCGGAGAAAAAUGAUGUUCCUGAGGAGACAGCAAAAACCGAAGAGGAAAAGCCGGAAGAGAAGUCAGGGGAUGAAAAGAAAGAUGACAGAGAUGACUCGGAAGAUGGUGAGAAAAAUAAAGUUGAAGUGAAUCAAGAUUCGGAAGCUGGAGAGAAUAAAGAAACUAAUUUAGAUAAUGAGCAGACGCCUGAAGGAGACUCAGGUAAAACAGAUGGAGAAAAAGAAGAUGGCCAGACAGAGGAGAAGGCGGACAAAGAGAACUCCACUGAGAAAAAGGACAAUUCCAGUGAAGUGUUUCCAUCUGGGGCCCAGUCAGAGCUGACAGAUGAAUCAACAACUCAAAAUGGAUCAUUUCCAACUCAGGCCACAGAGUCGAAAAAUGAGAAAGAGGCUCAAAAGUCAUCUGGUUCUGAAAAUCAAAGUCAAUACAGUUGGAAGCUUUGUAGCACAACUGCUGGGCCAGAUUACAUCCCGUGCCUUGAUAACUUGGUGGCAAUAAAGAAACUUCCAUCAACUAAGCACUAUGAACACAGAGAGAGACAUUGUCCUGAAAAUCCGCCUACCUGCCUUGUUCCCCUACCUGAAGGAUAUCAACGUUCAAUAGAGUGGCCUAGAAGUCGGGAAAAGAUUUGGUACCAUAAUGUUCCCCACAGCAAACUUGCAGAAGUUAAAGGACACCAAAAUUGGGUUAAAGUUAGUGGUGAAUACCUAACCUUCCCUGGUGGUGGUACCCAGUUUAAGCAUGGUGCUCUUCACUACAUUGACUUUAUACAACAGUCUGUGCCUGACAUUGCCUGGGGGAAGCGAUCCCGAGUAGUUCUGGAUGUUGGCUGCGGAGUUGCUAGCUUUGGGGGUUUCCUCUUUGAUAGGGAUGUCCUGACCAUGUCAUUGGCCCCAAAAGAUGAGCAUGAGGCUCAGACUCAGUUUGCACUUGAAAGAGGAAUUCCAGCAAUAUCUGCUGUCAUGGGUACCGUGAGGCUUCCAUAUCCUGGAAGAGUUUUUGAUAUCGUCCAUUGUGCACGUUGCCGGGUGCCUUGGCACAUUGAAGGUGGGAAACUUCUCUUGGAACUGAAUCGAUUACUACGACCUGGUGGUUUCUUCGUUUGGUCUGCCACACCCAUUUACCAAAAAUUGGAUGAAGAUGUUGAGAUUUGGGAAGCCAUGAAGAAACUGACUAAAGCUAUGUGCUGGGAAGUUGUUUCAAUAACCAAGGACAGAGUAAAUGGAGUAGGAAUUGCGGUAUAUCGCAAACCUAUGACAAAUGAGUGCUAUAAACAAAGGUCAAAGAGUGAUCCUCCAUUAUGUCAAGACUCUGAUGAUCCCAAUGCUGCCUGGAAUGUGCCUCUUCAAGCAUGCAUGCACAAAAUACCUGUUGCUUCUACAGAACGUGGCUCUCAAUGGCCAGAAGAAUGGCCCGCGAGGGUGCAGAAAGCGCCUUACUGGUUGUCAAGUUCGGAGGUUGGAGUUUAUGGUAAACCAGCUCCAGAAGAUUUUGUGUCAGAUUACGAACACUGGAAACGUGUUGUAAAGAACUCAUAUCUCCAAGGACUUGGAAUAGACUGGUCAAAUGUGAGGAAUGUCAUGGAUAUGCGAGCAGUCUAUGGAGGAUUGGCAGCUGCUUUGAGAGAGUUGAAUAUUUGGGUAAUGAAUGUGGUCAAUAUAGAUGCUCCGGAUACACUUCCUGUCAUUUACGAACGCGGCCUAUUUGGAAUUUAUCAUGACUGGUGUGAAUCGUUCAGUACCUACCCACGCUCUUAUGAUCUUCUCCAUGCUGACCACCUCUUCUCCAAGAUUAAAAAGAAGUGUAAUUUCAUGGCCUUAGUGGCGGAAGUAGAUCGUAUUUUGAGACCCGAAGGAAAGAUCAUCAUCCGGGACAGUGUGGAUAUCAUCAAUGAGCUUGAGGCCAUAUUCAAAUCUAUGCAGUGGGAUAUUCGCAUGACCUAUUCUAAGGACAAGGAAGGAUUGCUCUGCGCUAAGAAAUCUAUGUGGCGACCUACUGAGGAAGAGAAGUUAACAUACGCCCUUGCAGCAUAAGCCCAUGCUUGGUCUUGAUGCCAGUGCCACAGAGGUUAGGUAUUUUUCGUUAUUGUCGGCACUGCUACUUGUGUAUUUUUCUGCCUUGGCUUAAAUAGCAUAUUUUUAGUUGUGUAGUUGGGUGAUUUUUAGAAGUUUUGUCCAAGAUCUAUUGUAUUAUUGGUGGCCAUGAAGGGCAAUCAACACACACACACACACCCCCUCCCCCCUAUUUGUAAGGCCCAUUGCUUCAUUAGACUGCAAAUCAUACUAUUAUCAUUUAAUGCAAUUAUUCUUCUAUA
This is a messenger RNA of Salvia hispanica, 2674 nucleotides long. Its product is annotated as putative methyltransferase PMT26. Gene Ontology annotation, cellular component: cytoplasm; trans-Golgi network; endosome. The record is from RefSeq and is a predicted model, not a curated record. NCBI's taxonomy places the organism in Eukaryota, Viridiplantae, Streptophyta, Magnoliopsida, Lamiales, Lamiaceae. Gene Ontology annotation, molecular function: methyltransferase activity.